Molecule: messenger RNA, 1512 nt
Organism: Toxorhynchites rutilus septentrionalis
Lineage: Eukaryota; Metazoa; Arthropoda; Insecta; Diptera; Culicidae
Product: microfibril-associated glycoprotein 4-like
Exons: 2
Coding region: 47-1129 (360 amino acids)
Source: RefSeq, a predicted model, not a curated record
GCGGGAGGAUCAGUUCAACUGAAUGUCUUGAGUGUUAGAAACUACAAUGGCUCUCACGGCGUGUCCCGUUUUUGCGAUCAUUCUUCUUCUGGUUCAGUUGGUGUCAUCGUCGGAGGUGAUUUCCAAAACGCCGGAGACUAAAUCCACCAACAGCGAUGCUGGCUUCGGGUACGAGGUGCUCCUCAACAAGUUGGACUAUUUGGAGUACAAGUUCAUGGAGCUGGAGUUCGAGAUUAAGGAGCAAAGUGAACAAACGAUGCGAAACCAAGCCCGACUGGAGAAGACUCACGAGGGAAUGACGUGGAUGAUGACUCGCCUGGAGCAAGCCGUUGGACAGAAUUUCACCUCCAUUUUGGACCAAUCCUGGCGAAUUCUACAGCAGCAGAAAAGUUGUACCAGUCACGAAAGGCUGAGGAAGGCUAUCUUCGACCUGAAACCAAUCAAAGGGCCAUCCGAUAAUGCACGGCUGCUGUUUGAUUUGCAACAGUUCAAACACAGAGGACCGUACGAAUCGUGCAAAGAUGAACCCAGCAAAACAUCUGGAAAGUAUCUGCUGCAGCCGUUCGAAAGCGAUGAACCGUUUGUGGGCUAUUGCGAGCAAACCAAGUUCGGAGGAGGUUGGUUGGUCAUUCAGCAUCGAUACGAUGGGUCGGUAGAGUUCUAUCGGAACUGGACGGAAUACAAGACAGGAUUUGGCGAGCCGGACAAGGAGUAUUGGAUGGGACUGGAACUGAUGCACAAACUGACCUCGGCAAAAACAUACCAACUGCUGGUGGAAUUGGAAGAUUACAAUGGGGACUAUAAAUAUUCAAAAUUCGCCGACUUUGAGGUUGGAAACGAAACGGAAAAGUAUUCGUUGAAGAAGAUCGGGACUUACAGUGGGACAGGAGGGGAUUCCAUGACGUAUCACAAAACAAUGAAGUUUACCACGAUGGACAGUGACAAUGAUGUGAACGCUGCGAAUUGUGCGGAAUCGAGCUCUGGAGCAUGGUGGUACAACAAUUGUCAUCACAGCAAUCUCAACGGGAGGUUUAUGAACGCAAAUGACCCAAGAUCGGUCACUUGGUAUCACUUUAAGAAUGCUCACUACGGGCUUAGAUAUACGAGAAUGAUGAUAAGAGCUGUGUGAUAAUGAGGGACGUUAGGUUAAGCAGAUAGUUUUUAAUUUAUUAAAAAAUAGAUAACCAAUAGAAUUCUUUAAAUAAUUCAAUACUCAUACACAUAAUAUAUAUAUACAAUAAUUAUAAAUUUCUUUCUAUAUUUUCAUAGUUAAAAUUUCUCAAAAAGCGCCCUUCUUAUCGGCGAUAGACAUUUAAGUACAAUUUUAUUUAACCACUCGAGCUAUAUCGCAUUCAUUAAGUGUUCCACAUUUUUACGGCUUUUUUUUUAAUUUUAGCUACAGUAGAUUAGUUGGAAAAAAUAUGUUCAACAAAACAAAAAUACAUUCAUUCGACUGUAUAAUCAAUAGAAACAGAAACCUCUCUCACCGCGCAUUUUUGUCACUGAAUUUUA